AUGUACAUCAUAAAGACUCUCCUCGGCGACCUGAGUAUGACGGUGCAAACCCCGAAGCGCCAAGCACUGGCGUCCAAACUUCACGCCAAAUCGGUACCUGGAGCCCCAUUGUUUGGUGGCUAUAAUCCGGACUUGGUAGCGCAGGCCUUGAUAGACAGCUGCCAUUUGGUUCAUACUAGCCUGCAUCUGCCGAUUUUUCUUGAGCCAUUCUCCAUUCAGCCGACGACCGGUGGCCAGCGAGCACAGUCAGCAGCCACGGUGAGUUUUAGAAAUAGGAUAAUUACAGUUAAUAACCGUUUGAUUUUAAGCUUGGCGACAGAUAUUCGCUGGCCUUUGUUCGGAUCUAAGUCUCCUUUCACCACUUUUUUGAUUUGUCAGGAGGACAUAGAUAAAACUACUUUGUACACUGCUAUAGUGGUAAUGGUGAUUUUCAGCACCGGACCAUGA
Messenger RNA from Protopolystoma xenopodis, 447 nucleotides. The record is from the annotation of a GenBank genome assembly. Lineage: Eukaryota; Metazoa; Platyhelminthes; Monogenea; Polystomatidea; Polystomatidae.